AUGGCUAUUCAAGGGCUUUUCUCAGUUCUUGUUUUCCAACUUUUGCUUGUCCUCUUCGUCUUCACCCGGGCCAAUGCACAGUGCUUGAAACUCGGGUUCUAUGAGAAGACGUGUCCCUCUGCCGAGGCCAUUGUCAAACAGACAACAGCUCAAUACAUAUAUCGAGCACCAAGUCUUGCUGCUCCAUUGUUAAGAAUGCAUUUUCAUGAUUGUUUCAUUAGGGGAUGUGAUGGUUCUGUGCUCUUGAACUCUACCAAGAACAACCAAGCCGAGAGAGAUGCUAUCCCCAACCUAAGCCUAAGAGGGUUCCAAGUUAUAGAUGCCGCGAAAUCUGCACUAGAAAAGAAGUGCCCCGGUGUUGUUUCCUGUGCUGACAUCCUAGCCUUGGUCGCUCGCGAUGCAGUUUCUAUGAUCAAUGGACCAUUUUGGCAAGUCCCAACAGGACGAAGAGAUGGAAGAGUGUCAAUUGGCUCAGAGACAUUUACUGAUCUACCUUCCCCUUUUGCCAACAUAACUCAACUAAAAUCAGCAUUUAGCUCAAAGGGGUUGAGUGUGAAAGACCUCGUAGUUCUAUCAGGAGGACACACCAUAGGGACUGCUCAUUGUUUUGGCUUCGCGAAUCGCUUGUACAAUUUCACUGGCAAAGGUGACACUGACCCAACAAUGGACCCCAACUACAUCGCGGCUUUGAAGAAAAAAUGCAAGCCGGGAGAUGUGAGCACCAUUGUUGAGAUGGACCCUGGAAGCUUCAAGAAAUUCGAUACUGAAUAUUACACUCUUGUGAACAAAAGGAGAGGGCUGUUUCAGUCCGACGCGGCGCUUCUUGCUGACAGUGAAACAAAAGCUUAUGUCCGACUUCAGGCAACUUCUGGAUACAGCUUCUUUAAGGACUUUGCAGUGUCAAUGGUGAAGAUGGGUCAGAUUGGAGUGUUAACAGGGAAGUCUGGUGAAAUCAGGAAACAAUGUGCCUUCAUCAACUGA
Messenger RNA from Cornus florida, 981 nucleotides. RefSeq names its product peroxidase 27-like. Gene Ontology annotation, cellular component: plasmodesma; plant-type cell wall. NCBI's taxonomy places the organism in Eukaryota, Viridiplantae, Streptophyta, Magnoliopsida, Cornales, Cornaceae. The transcript has 4 exons. The record is from RefSeq and is a predicted model, not a curated record. Gene Ontology annotation, molecular function: peroxidase activity; heme binding. Gene Ontology annotation, biological process: hydrogen peroxide catabolic process; response to oxidative stress. The coding region runs from base 1 to 981 and encodes 326 amino acids.